Molecule: messenger RNA, 2058 nt
Organism: Annulohypoxylon maeteangense
Lineage: Eukaryota; Fungi; Ascomycota; Sordariomycetes; Xylariales; Hypoxylaceae
Product: cell division control protein Cdc6
Exons: 3
Coding region: 191-2011 (606 amino acids)
Biological process (GO): cell division; mitotic DNA replication checkpoint signaling; DNA replication initiation
Cellular component (GO): nucleus
Molecular function (GO): ATP hydrolysis activity; DNA replication origin binding
Source: RefSeq, a predicted model, not a curated record
CAUUUCCCCUUGCCGUUGCCAAGUCAAUUCAACCUUAAAACAUCUUCCCUUGUCUCCUUCUCAUACGGUGCUUCGUACUUCUGUACACCUACACCUUCACAUUCUAUGUACCUUCCAGUUCAUCAACUUGGAAACUUCAAUAUUUCGAACUUCAUAGUUUUCUCAGUUACACCAGCAGUAACGAUUGAACAUGGUGCGAUCCACGCUCGGAAAGAGAACUAGAAGUUCACAAAAUACUGAGGUCGUAGAUGUGCCUGCAAAAAGAACAAGAAGACAGACUCGCAACUCCGCCCACAACGAUGAGAACAUAGACCCGAAAGAAGCUGCUACAGAUAAUGAACUCGAUUGCGGCAUUGACGCGAUAAAUAUCAAGUCAUCUCCUUCCAAGCAAAUCCGCGACGUAGAGAUUCCUAAGCAAGUAGAAUACACACCGCUCACACCUUCUACGCCUCGCUUUCGAGAUGCUCUUUCCAAAGUACCCGUCACACCUCGUCAUCGGGUGAUGUCUGCCGGGAGAGUCUCCAAGCGACUCUUUCCCACGACACCACUCACGCCUACCGCAGUACAGACUGUCUAUCACCACGCUCGCCAACUCUUCUCCCGAAGUGCCGAUCCUGGCCAAUUAAUUGGACGAGACAACGAACGUGCACAACUUAAGGAGUUCUUGCAACGAUGUUCGAAGCCCGACCCCAGCGGAUGCAUCUACGUCAGCGGCCCCCCAGGAACGGGAAAGAGUGCGAUGGUGAACGAAGUCACCCAAGAGCUGGUCGAGCAGGGAACUGUGAAGAAAGUGUACAUCAACUGCAUGAGCAUAAAAUCAUCGAAGGAUCUCUACGGCACUUUGUUGGAUCAAAUCUGUGACGAGUCUGAUAUUCCCGAAGGCGACGCGGCGACAAUUGUCCAGAAGCUAUUCAUGCCACGCAAGAAAUCAACAGAUACCUAUAUGGUUGUUCUGGACGAGAUUGAUCACAUCCUUACAUUGGACUUGGAAAGUCUAUAUCAGCUAUUUGAAUGGUCUAUGCAGAAGUCAUCUCGUUUAGUCCUACUAGGCAUUGCGAACGCGCUCGAUCUAACGGAUCGAUUUCUCCCACGCCUGAAGUCUCGGAACCUGAAACCAGAGCUCCUGCCGUUUCUACCAUACUCGGCCGCGCAGAUCAAGACAAUCAUCACGGGUCGCCUGAAGAGCCUUGUACCCGAGGGUAGCCCUCUACCGUUUAUUCACCCUGCCGCCAUUGAGCUUUGUUCGAGAAAGGUAUCCAGCCAGACGGGUGAUUUGCGCAAGGCGUUCGAGAUAUGUCGGCGGGCCAUCGACCUUGUGGAGAUGGAAACGAAACAGAAGCAUGAGGCCGAGAUCAACGAGAAGAUACUCCUCGCCACGCCAUCGAAGAAACCUCUUGGAGAAAACGUGCACUUGUCGCCUAAGAAGUCGAACAGGGGCCCAUCGGCAAUGCUAGCCGAAUCUCUGAGAAGCUUGACGGUGGAGACGGCACCGCGCGUGAGCAUAGCCCAUCUCAACAAGAUCACCGCCGCGGCUUUCAGCAACGGGACGAAUCAGCGACUCAAGACUUUGAACUUGCAACAGAAGGCCGCGUUAUGUUCUCUGAUGGCUUUGGAGAAGCGGAAUAGAGCUGCCCGGACUAUGGCUGUCCCAUCUACACCGUCUAAGUCGCAGACUAUUGCUCCUAGUGUCAAGUUGCUAUACGAGACAUACUGUCUACUAUGCACUCGAGAGUCGGUUCUGCACCCGUUAUCCAGUUCGGAGUUCCGCGAGGUCAUAGGCAGUCUCGAGACCUUAUCAUUGGUCUCUGCCGUGGAUGGGAAGACGGGUUCUCUUGCGUUGUUGCAUACACCAAGCAGACGGGGAAAGAAGGGCGGAUUCGCAUCUGGUAUCGGAUUGGCGGACGAGAAGAGAGUGGCGAGCUGUGUGGGCGAGAAGGAACUGGAGCAGGCUGUGGAAGGACUCGGUGUUGAUAUUCUGAAGAGCAUUCUGAGCGGAGAGGCGUUGGAUUAAAUGGAUGGAUGGAUGGGUAUGGGCUUGUAUUAACAUGGCGUUGAAUU